UCCAAGACAUCAUAGAGCCAAUACUCGACACAGCAAACUAUAAGACUCUCAGCGGACGAUAUAUUGUACAUUUUGGUGGUAUUGGACUCCAGGAUCGUUGUCGAGGGUUUCUUGAACCAUUUCCCCAUCCCAUCCUCUUCAAAUAGAAGAAUUAACCAGCAAAGGCGUACGCCAUUCUCCAGAUCAAGGAGGCUUGCAAAUUCCACAUGCAGUUACUCAUAUUUCUCUGAAGAGGAAGAAUAUACACUCGUUUCGUCGUUCAUCUUUCGGAUUCAAGACAGGAGCUAUUCUUUCAAGAAAAUUCAGGGCAAACAAGGCUUCUUUUCAGUGAGGAAUGCUUUCCUGCAAAUCUGUUUGAUAUUUUCUGCAAUGGCUGGGAUUAUUAAUUCAGGGUCAUCUUCAAAUCUUCCAGACACCACUGGACGACCAUAUGCAACAUCCUUCUCUGUUCAAUCUGGUUCUUCUGGUCCUGGUUUUCAUCACACUGGAAAUAUGCAAGGAUUACAUAAUAUUCAUGGGAGCUUUAAUAUUCCCAGCAUGCAAGGCACACUUGCAUCAAGGAACUCAUCAAUGAAUGCUAUUCCUUCAAAUGGUGUUCAACAGCCUGCAGGAAGCCUCACAAAUGGAAGAUAUACAUCAAAUAAUCUUCCUAUUUCUCUUUCUCAGAUAUCUCAUGGUAAUUCACUUGGACAUUCAGGGGUCACAAAUAGAGGAGGAUUGGGAGUUUCUCAAAUUUUAGGAAACACAGGUCCUCGAGUUACCAGCUCAAUGGGAAACAUUGUUGGCAGCAAUAGUGGCAUGGGAAGGAGCUUAAGCUCUGGUGGAUUGUCUGUGCCUGCUCUUGCUUCACGUAUGAAUUUAACAAGUGGCAAUGGAUCUGGUAGUCUUGGUGUACAAGGACCUAACAGAUUAAUGAGUGGUGUGCUUCAACAAGCACCACAGGUGAUAUCUAUGCUAGGAAGUUCUUAUUCUGCUGCUGGAGGUACACUGCCCCAAAACCAACUGCAAGCAGGGAAUAAUCAGUUAAGAUCUAUGGGAAUACUAAAUGAUGUUGGCUCCAAUGAGAAUUCUCCUUUUGACAUCAAUGAUUUCCCUCAGUUGACUGGCCGUCCUAGUUCUGCUGGAGGUCCUCAAGGACAAUUAGGUUCACUGCGGAAGCAAAGCCUUGGUGUUGUCCAACAGAACCAAGAAUUUAGCAUUCAAAAUGAAGAUUUUCCAGCUCUACCUGGAUUAAAAGGUGGGAAUAAUGAUUAUGGAAUGGAUCUGCACCAGAAAGAACAACUUCAUGACAAUGCCAUGUCUAUGAUGCAUUCACAGCACUUCUCUAUGGGGAGAUCCCCUGGGUUCAGCUUAGGAGGGACGUUUUCAUCUCAUCGCCAACAAAAUGCUGUAUCAGCAACCAAUCAAGAUCUUUUGCAUUUACAUGGUUCUGAUCUGUUUCCACCUUCCCAUGCAAAUUAUCACUCACAGGUUCAGAAUAGUGGCCCACCAAAUAUUGGAGGAAGACCUAUGAAUUCUCCAAAUUCAGUUUCAGGUGUAGGGUCAUACGAUCAGCUUAUUCAACAGUAUCAACAGCUUCAAAGUCAGUCCCAAUUUCGAUUGCAACAAUUUUCAGCUGUGGGUCAGUCAUAUAGAGAUCAAAAUGUGAAGUCAAUGCAGGCAGCGACUGAUCGAUUUGGAUUACUUGGUUUAUUGAGUGUCAUAAGGAUGAACAAUCCUGAUUUGACUUCCCUUGCUCUAGGAACUGAUCUUACGACAUUAGGGCUAAAUUUGAGUUCAACAAAUGACAUCCACAAAAGGUUUGCCUCUCCCUGGUCUGAUGAGCCUGCCAAGAUACAACCUGAAUACACUGUUCCAGAGUGUUACCAUGCUGAACCACCACCUGCGUUGCAUCAAGGGUAUUUUGCAAAAUUCCAGCCAGAGACAUUGUUUUACAUCUUUUACAGCAUGCCAAAAGAUGAAGCCCAACUGUAUGCUGCAAAUGAAUUGUACACAAGAGGGUGGUUCUAUCACAGAGAGCUCCGACUAUGGUUCAUAAGGGUUGCAAACAUGGAGCCUUUGGUUAAGACGAAUGCAUAUGAAAGGGGAUCUUAUCUUUGUUUUGAUCCAAACACAUGGGAAACAGUUCGCAAGGAUAACUUUGUCCUCUACUACGAUUUGUUAGAAAAGAGACCAGUUCUACCUCAACAUUAGCAGACUAUAGUUUUUUCAUUUUUUUUUUCUUAUUCUUUAAGAUGUAAAUCAGCUUCAAGUGGGAUUCCAUUUUUUCCUGGUAAUUUUGCAUUUUGGUUAAUUGUUACAUUUUUCAAGCUGCUUUGGCUUUAUCUUGGUAGCAAUAUCCAAAAGGGGAUUGUGGCCAGUGGCCUUUUUCUUGCCUC
Nelumbo nucifera (sacred lotus) is the source of this 2378-nucleotide messenger RNA. Its product is annotated as putative NOT transcription complex subunit VIP2. Gene Ontology annotation, cellular component: CCR4-NOT core complex. NCBI's taxonomy places the organism in Eukaryota, Viridiplantae, Streptophyta, Magnoliopsida, Proteales, Nelumbonaceae. Gene Ontology annotation, biological process: regulation of DNA-templated transcription. The record is from RefSeq and is a predicted model, not a curated record.